Molecule: messenger RNA, 1604 nt
Organism: Poecilia latipinna (sailfin molly)
Lineage: Eukaryota; Metazoa; Chordata; Actinopteri; Cyprinodontiformes; Poeciliidae
Product: C-C chemokine receptor type 3-like
Exons: 3
Coding region: 207-1232 (341 amino acids)
Biological process (GO): immune response; calcium-mediated signaling; G protein-coupled receptor signaling pathway
Cellular component (GO): external side of plasma membrane; membrane
Molecular function (GO): C-C chemokine binding; C-C chemokine receptor activity
Source: RefSeq, a predicted model, not a curated record
GCUACAUUGUGAUCUUUGUUGUUACGUGUAUAAAGUUAUGGGCUUCCCCUGUCUGACUCUGCUGACUCCCACUCACAUGUGACUGACCUGUCAUGUGGGCGGGGGAUCAGAGGAGCGGCAGGACAGGACUGGAAGCAGAUGGAGUUCGGGGAGCGUAAUGGUUAGUUGGAGGUUUGGCGGGACUACAUCUGUGAUUUUACACAAAGAUGACUCAGACAAACAUCAGCUAUGUUACCAGCAAAGUCCCGGGCGUUGAACCGUGUUCCAGGGAUGAUGAUAACAAACUGGGAGCAUAUCUGUCUUACAUUUACUACUUCAUGUUUGUCUUCAGUGUUUUCACCAACCUGCUGGUUCUGGUUAUCAUCCACCGGUUUGAGAAGCUGUACACUGUGGUCAACAUCUUGCUGGUCAACCUGGUGGCGUCCUCCCUGAUCUUAAUGAGCAGCCUUCCCAUUGUGGCCGCCUACAUGCAGAUGUCUGACUGGAUUUUUGGCUCAGCUAUGUGCAAGAUCGUCUUCAGUGCCUACUACCUGGGUUUUUACAGUUCUGUUUUCUUUAUAACUCUGCUAACAUUUGACCGUUACCUUGCUUUUGUACAUUUUAUGCCAGUAGUACAUGUAAGGAGCCGACGCAAUGCUAUCAUAUCUUGUGCAGUGGUGUGGGUGAUCAGUGGUUUGGCUUGCAUUAGGCCCAUGAUCCUCCAUGGCACCUAUAAACAUUUCGGCACUAUGUUCUGUGAGGAAUUUGCUUACAUUGAUGGUUUGAAUGUAGAAAUGCUCAAAAGAUCUGGGUUUUAUAUUCAGCUUUUUGUCUUCUUGAUCCUCCCUCUGGCUAUUAUCAUAUUUUGUUAUGCUAGGAUUGUGGUCACCAUCAAAAAGUCCCGAUCAGCUUCUAAAUUCCAUGCAGUCAGGAUGAUAUUUAUGAUCGUAGUGUUGUUCUUCAUCUGCUGGAUCCCUUUUAACAUUGUAGAACUCCUGCAUUAUGAAUUAGAGUCUCUUUUGAGCUGUGAAGCUAAAAAGAAACUCGGUUACGCUCUUCAUGUCACCCGCAACAUGGCGUACAUUUACUUCUGCAUCAGUCCAAUGUUUUAUACAUUUGUAGGAAAGAAAUUCCAGAACCAUUUUAAAAAGCUGCUGGUGAAAUGUUUCCCAAGCUUACGGGAUCGUAUUUCUUUUAACACAGACUUUACAACAACACACACUUCAAGAACUGAACAUAGUCUUAAGAAGUGAGUUUAUCUCUGUGAGUUUGUCGUCAUUCACCCUGAGUCAAACCAAAUUCAGUACCUUGAAAUUACAUUCAUGCUUUUUAAACUUCAGGCCAUCUUUUCAUGCUACAACCACAACCCUCACUCUGACCUAAUGUAUUGUCAUCAUACUGAAAAUUAUUUGAGGAUAUUGAUACUAUGCUCAUGAGUGUGAUAGAUUCAAGUAUCGAGCAGCUAAACCUACAGAUGGUGCCUUUUGAAUCGUUUCAUUCUGUUGUUUCAGUAGACCUUGAGUUGGUAUUUCUGUUCUGGUAAAGCUGAAAGGACACUCUUUACCUUAGGCGAGCCAGUGACAGUUUUCUGUUUUUUUUUUUUUUUUUUUUUUUUUCCAAGUCUU